Molecule: messenger RNA, 691 nt
Organism: Scatophagus argus
Lineage: Eukaryota; Metazoa; Chordata; Actinopteri; Scatophagidae
Source: the annotation of a RefSeq genome assembly
AUGGCACAUCCCUCACAACUAGGAUUUCAAGAUGCACAUUCCCCUCUUAUAGAAGAACUUCUGCACUUCCAUGACCACGCCCUUAUAAUUGUGUUUCUUAUUAGUACUUUUGUUUUAUACAUUAUUACAGCUAUAGUCGCAGUUAAACUCACUAAUAAACACAUCACGGACUCACAAGAAAUUGAAAUAAUCUGAACCAUUCUUCCAGCUUUCAUCCUAAUUCUAAUUGCCCUUCCAUCCCUUCGUAUCCUUUACCUUAUAGAUGAAAUCAACGACCCCCACUUAACAAUUAAAGCUGUAGGCCACCAGUGAUACUGAAGCUAUGAGUAUACUGACUACGAAAACCUUGAAUUUGACUCAUAUAUAAUCCCAACACAAGACCUGUCCCCCGGACAAUUCCGACUCCUAGAGGCAGACCACCGAAUAGUCGUCCCAGUUGAAUCUCCCAUUCGAAUUUUAAUCUCCGCUGAGGACGUACUUCACUCAUGAGCGGUUCCAACCCUGGGUGUUAAAAUAGAUGCAAUUCCAGGCCGCCUAAAUCAAACAACCUUUAUUACAACCUCGCCUGGAGUAUUCUACGGGCAAUGCUCAGAAAUUUGUGGGGCUAAUCAUAGCUUUAUACCCAUUGUAAUCGAAGCUGUGCCCCUGAAACACUUUGAAAACUGACUUUCCCUAGUGCUUGAAGAAACUU